CGGCUUCAGUCCCAGCAUAAAUUGCACUUCGCCUGCACGGAUCGCGCAUGAAUAUUCUGCCCAGCAAUCUGGCCAAGUGACCAAGCCAAUUUCGGGAGCAGGGGCCUGGGACCAGUGUCAUAUGCCCGACACUCGGUGCAGCGAAAUGUAAAAUACCCAUCUAAACUACCGAUAAAGGUAACCAUGAGAGAUUGGAUGAAAACGAGUGCCAUUAGCCCUCUAACGAAAUAUAAAAACUAAAAACCAUCUAAACCAUAAGCGAGGAAAAGGGGUGCGAAUACCUCCCAACCGAUAUACCCAGCGUGCCUCUGGGCACUGUCACUGUCAUUUGCGUCGCAGCGCUGCCGCCGUCCGCGUCCGCGUCGCUUUGCCUGGCCCAGUGUUUCCGCUUUCUUUCGCCUCGUUGUAAUGUUACUUUUAGUUUGAUGUCGGAGCCUCGACGAGCCGGUCGUAAGCGAAAUCGUAAGCGAGACUUUAGUGCGAUUCCGCUCCGUUCCGCCGGUUGUGUGUGCGUGCUUAGUUCGAGCUGAGGCGAAGCAGAAGCAGAAUCGGAAUCAGAAUCCAGCGGAAUCGAGAAUCAAAAUCGAAACCGAAAGUGGUUCUCCGCGUGUGCGAGCUAGUGUGUGUGUGUGUGUACGUGUUGUGUUUGGGCCCGCUUUUCUGCUUUUCUACCCCCGAAAAAGCAAAGCACAGCAUAAAACUGUGCGCUCGUAAGCGCGUACGUGUGUCUAUGUGCCUCUGUGUGAGUGCUAGUGUAUGAGUGCGACCAGGGGAAAGGAGGCAAAGAAAAGAAAACCAACCCCCACCAGCGACGGCGGAGAACAGGAAAACAACAACAGAAGGCACACAACCAGCGCACCACCACCAUCAUUACCAUUACCGCCACCACCCACUACAACACUUCGUCAUCGUUUCGCGUUGUGCAGAAAAUAAUUACAAAAAAGAAAAGAAAUAGAAUUGCAAGUAAUAUUAGCGACCGAUCGAGUUUUAGUGCUAAAGCGAUUCGAAAGAUUGUCUUGCUUAAACCAAAAGGGCCCCUCGAGGCCCUAGAACUACUAUCCAUUACCCCGCCGAUCAUCCCGAUCCUGACAUGAUGAACUUCUCCGCGUUCGGCGGCCCCUUCUCCGGCAUCCACCAAUUUGCCGCUAAAUUCGACGCCCAGACGCCGGGCGCCUUCGGCACGCCCCCCGCGGCUGCCGCGAAUGCAGCAGCCGCAGCGGCAGCGGCCGGCACCGAUAACCAUGUGCAGCGAUAUCAGACCAAUGGCAAUCACUUUAAUCAGAAUGUGCCCAACGUUUCGGCUGCCAACAACAUGCAAUAUGGCCAGAAUAUCUCCAUACCGUACUCACAGCCGCAGGGUGAUCUAAACUUUCUCAAUGCAGCCGCUGCGGCCGAUCAUAAGGGUAAAAUCCAUCCAAAAAUCGAACGUGACCGGGAAGAAGUCCUCAACCAGCAGAUCCUGCAGAAUGUCAACCAAUCCUGGCAGACGUUGGCAAAUACGGCCAACACGGUGGACUACUCGUCACACCUGCUCUCCGCCACACUGCCCAUCUCCAUACAGCACUUCCUCAAGUACUCGGAGACGAUCAAGAAGGAGUCCACCGGCGAUGUCCUGAAGAACGGCACCAAUUUGGCCAGCCUGGCGCUGGGGGGCGUGGCCCUAACGCCCAGCAACAACGGUGCGAAUGGCGGCCACCACAACGGACUGGUGGGCAUGGACCAUGGCGGUCACAUGACCAACAUGACGGACGCCAACGGAGCGGCGCUGACGAACGGAGCUAGCAACGGAGUGAAUGGCAAUGCUAACGGCACUGUGACCAAUGGUGGCGCCGGCGCCGUCUCGAGCUCCGGAUCUGUGGGCACAACAAACGCCAGCGGCGGCACAGGCACGGCCAGCGGCAAGAAGACCAAAAAGAAGAAACCACCAAAGGAGAAGAAGCCGCGCCCCAAACCGGGAGAAAUCCGCGAGACAAAGGCGCUGGAUGGCUCGACGCUCUACUGCUGCCCGGAGUGCCAAAUGGCCUACCCGGAUCGCAGCCUCAUCGAGCAGCACGUCAUCUCGCACGCCGUUGAGCGGCGCUUCGUCUGCGACAUCUGCAAUGCGGCGCUGAAGCGCAAGGACCACCUGACCAGGCACAAGCUCUCCCACAUACCGGACAGGCCGCAUGUGUGCAAUAUCUGCAUGAAGUCCUUCAAGCGCAAGGAGCAGCUCACUCUGCACAUUGUCAUCCAUUCCGGCGAGAAGAAGCAUGUUUGCAUUGAGUGUGGAAAAGGUUUCUAUCGCAAGGAUCACUUGCGCAAGCACACACGAUCGCACAUCGCCCGGCGUGUCAAGUCGGAGGUGUCGGCGCAGAACGUUAACGGAUCCGCCGGAGGCGGUGGCGGCGGUGGAGGCGGCAACAGUGCGCAGAGCAACGCGCUGCACGGCUCCUGAGGAUCGUACAAGGACUUCUGGUAAACUCCCAGCCGAAUUUCAAGCCAUAAGGGGCGGCCAGCCUGCUGGCGGCGGUGGACAGGUGGUGUUCGUAUACGGAUACGACUGACUGCCGCCGGGAGCAGGCGAGCUGCCUUUGAAAUUCGCUGGGGGCUUACCGGGGGUCCUGCUGAGCGUCACCCAACUCCAAUUACAAUAACCCUCAAUAAACACGAGUUAUACUUACUGUAUGCAAGUAUUAGUACGAUUUUGUUUACAACACUUUCAGUUCUUUAGCUUUAGUUCUUUCAGUUGAGAUUUUCGCACAAACAGUCGAGCAAAGUAUAGCAAUCGAAAUGUACAAAUCAGCAGAAUGACAGAUUUAAAUUCGAGUUUAGUAUGCGCAUAUGUUAAGGGAAGAAAACGCUGCUUAAACGUCGCUUUCGUUUCUUUUUGGGGAUCUGUGAUCUGUAGUCGCUGCAUAAACUAAAAACAAACGAGACGAUCGUAGGCGGUCGACAGCUGUUCUAAGAAUAAGUUAAUAUGUCUGCAACCGAUUUAAUUAUAUAUGUGCAAUUUAUAAUCCUUUUGAUUUGCCUUUUAGUUGCCCUCACGGCGCAUUUGUUCACUACAUUUAAUGCUAAAUGUGUUUUCCCCGCCGAGACAACGGGGGAAAUUGAAUUCUUAUUGAAUUAUGCACACUUUUAAGGAAGUAAGAAGCUCUACAAGCGAAAUUUGUACUUCUAGUCUUGUAUUUUAUUUUACCGAUAGGCAUAGAGCGAAACCCGAUACGAGGUCAUGUAAUCUUAAGCUUUUAAACUUGAAUGUUCAAAGGAAAACCUUCGACGCGAGUCACACCAAACACUAAACAGAGAGCCGCAAUACGAACUUGCAUCUUGGCAUGCCCAACUUCCAGCCAUCGUCAUUGCUUGCAACUGCAAUAGCCAACAGUAGACCUAUAUCCCGCUUACCAAUCAAUACCGAUACUGAUACUAAUACAAGUACAGAUACAGAUACAGAUACAGAUACUGAUACCGAUAACUGAUAACCACAAAUAGAGUUAAGAGCCACGUAUACAGAUACAGCAGCAAUAGCCAUAGCAUUGCAGAUAGCACGGGUCAACAAAUCCAACAGAAUCGCUAAACUUAAACGAGCAAUUGCAAAUGCAACAGCAACAAUAACCGAAAACACAACUGUAUAAAAGGAUAUUUUUAUAUAUAAAUACAAAAGAGAGAGCAUAUGAAAACCGAAUAGGAAUAAAGGCAUAAAACAAUAACCGAAAUAAAGUGCAAACACUUCGAGCAAGUGACAACGUAAUUUACUGUUCAAAUACAAAGCAUUUUGAGAUUAACGAUUAACGAUAAAGUAAACGAUUUAACAGAUCCAAAAGAAUACAUAGCAAUGCGACAUAUUGCAAAACCUUGUAUAGUUAUACGAAGCUUCAAACUAAAUACGCUAGCCUACAGAUACACGCAUAUAAAUACGGAUGCAGAAUCAGAUAUUGUAAAGCGAACACUCAGCCACUUGUUUGUUUGUCUCUUUCCUUGUUUGUUUCGAUCACUCAAUUCAAAAAUGGCCCACUGAGCUCAAACUUCAAUCCCUAAUUGAUUUCGAAUCAAAGUGUAAGUGGAUGUUGUUUCACAUUCCAAGUUAAAAUCACAUUUUAAAGUCUUAAUCCGGUUAUAGCCUAUGGAUCUAGUACAAAACACUUGCAAGAGUAAAAUAACUUUUCAAAUCGUAAUUUCUGAAGAGUUUGAGCCAGAGCGACAUUUGUAUGCAUUUUUCACGUUCAAAAACUAUUUUUCCGGCACACUUCUUACGAAAAAUGUACUUAAUCAGAAAGAUAACCUUCUUGGUUGGUGCCAAAAACUUGUGUAUUUAUUUGAUCCGGUGCCAGCCAGUUUGGAUCAACAGUAGUAUACAGUGCGGAACGUAAAUGAAACACUUGCAGUGAAGUACAAAUAUUUUAACUACACACCCACAAGAGAAGAAGCACUCACGACACAGCAGCAGAUUGCAUAUAGACAAGUAAACCGAGGAUGUGUAUUAGCCAAAAAGUUAAUGGAAAAAUAAGCGAAACUAAGCAAAUCUCAAUACAGUUACUACGCCAGAGGGUAGCAUAUUAUUAAUGCGUUUUGUUGGCCCGUAAGGCAGAACAAUUUGGUAAACAAUAACGUAACAACAUAUAAAUAAUUAAGCAACCUUCACAGCAAACAAGGAGUUUUUAUUUUGCCAUUGAUUUUCUCGGUCUCACUCACUCUCUCUCUCUCUCUCUAUCUAUUUUUCUUGACACACUAAAUCGAAUAAGAAAAUAUAAAACAAUAAGUUUAUAAAGAAAAAGUUGCAAUAAAUGACAAACAAAUGAAAUUAAAUCACUCAGGGAUAAAGCCUCCAAAAGAAAAACAUAAAAUAAAAAUGCAAUAUUUUAAACGAAGUGAAAAAAGAAAAGAAAAAUGAAACAAAACAAAAGAAAAGAAAAGAAAAGAAAAAUUUAAUCUAAUGAGGAAGUACAUUUUAAAGUUACAAAUAUUUUAGAAUAAUACGAGAAGAACAAACUAAAAAUGUUUUAGAAAUUUGCACAAAUUUUGGCAUUUUAUAAACGCAAAACGAACCAUCAUCAACCAACUAAAAUGCAUAACGAACGAACAAACAAAUGACGAAAUAGAUACAUAUUUUCUCACACUUCAUUGGCUUAUCGAAGGUAUAAAAUCGACAAUUACAGGAUAGAUCUAGAUCGCAACACAGCCGAACCGACGACGAUCGACUUCACAGGCUGCUGGCAAACGGUCCGUGCAACUUUUAGUGCAUUUAAAUAAAUUAUAAACACAAAAACAAAAGCAAACACAAAAAUGAUCGAAGGAGCGUAAGCGAAACAUAAGCAGUUCAUAUUUACAGGAGCUAAAUAAGUAAUGCGGGGGGUUUGCGGCCAAAGAGAAGUUAAAUUGUAGUUAGAGGUGGAUGGAUUAAUACCCUAGGAUGGCAUUUAGGGCAAGGAUCAGACGAAAAGGGCGCGUAGCAUUACACCUUUUACAUUAAACGACGAUACGAUGCCGCGCAUCCAAUUUGAAACUGUACGUAUUGAAUUUAUGUUUAGUGUCUGCAGCAUGCGGGGGAUGUGAAGGAAGGAAGGAGGGAAGAAAAAGGAUCGACGGGCGAAGAGCUAAAUACAUUUAAGGGUUAGAUUUUCUGCGAAAGGACUGAAGUUAAGGCAACGUAGCGUUUAAAUGCAAAAUUGAAUUGAAUUGAAUUGAUGACGAAACCGAGUGUUAUGGAUAAUGGAGCGUGCGCGAAUGCGAUUGGUGACGAAAAUUACUUGUUUUAAGGCUGGACUUAUGUAAUUUCGAGCAAAAACGAUAGUAGCGAAACAAAAACAUGUAAAAUGCAGAUAUAAUAUUUUUAUAAUUAAAACAAAGGUACCCCCACCCCACUACCCUUAUCUUAAUAUGUUUAAUUCAACUGCAAUUAUCGUUAAAGACGUAUUUACUGUUUGUGAUCCAAAUUCAUUGAUUAAACGUAAACUACACAAAGAUACAAUUGUUGCAUGGGCAAGGUUUGAAGUCCGGGUUCGCAAAGUACCCACAAGUACUCGAUCCCCGGGUCUCAAAGACGAGGAAAUCACGAGUCAAUAAGCCAGGUUUAAAACUUGCAGGUGCGUCGUCAAUGGCUCGCAAUAUUUUCCGGUCGGGCCAAAUCCGAAAAUGGCCUGCCCGAAAAUUAUACACACCUUACAGGACCGAGUGUUAAGAGUACUUUUGGACUCUCUGCGAACCCAUAGAAAUAGAGCAGGAACAGUAAAUUGUACUUAAUUGAAAAAUGAUAUAAU
Drosophila melanogaster (fruit fly) is the source of this 6236-nucleotide messenger RNA. It is a transcript of the gene l(3)neo38, whose product is annotated as lethal (3) neo38. Gene Ontology annotation, cellular component: nucleus. The record is from RefSeq and is marked reviewed. The coding region runs from base 1091 to 2434 and encodes 447 amino acids. NCBI's taxonomy places the organism in Eukaryota, Metazoa, Arthropoda, Insecta, Diptera, Drosophilidae. The transcript is spliced from 6 exons.